Molecule: messenger RNA, 696 nt
Organism: Laccaria bicolor S238N-H82
Lineage: Eukaryota; Fungi; Basidiomycota; Agaricomycetes; Agaricales; Hydnangiaceae
Exons: 1
Coding region: 1-696 (231 amino acids)
Source: RefSeq, a predicted model, not a curated record
AUGAGGAGGCCUAGUGCAGGUCCGACAGAGUCGUGGAGACAGUCUGCGGGGUCGAGUACGGGGGGGAAGGAGGACUGUACGGCGAUCACUACGCCUUCGUCGACUGCGUCUACGCUCAGCAUCCCCAUGCCCGUUACGCCCCAGGCGGAUUGGAAAGGCCCCACAUCGCCGCCUUUGGAUAAGGACAAGUCGUUGCCGCCGUUACCUGUCCAGCGGUACCCUUCCAAGACCCGGAUUUCUCCUGUUGGUAAUGUGGGGAGUACGACGACCAAGUAUGCGUUCCCUCGACCGAGGACGUAUUCUGCUUCGGCUACCAAUGCUGUUUCUACGCCUUUACCUCAAGUGCAACCAUCACAGACGACGACGACAACGACGAAUGUCGUCAAACCAUUACAGCUCCCUCGCCUUGGAUCGCGUAUCGCCAUGGCGGGUGGGGGUGGAGACCGACCUGCUGUUCCAGUUCCCUCUGUACCGAGUACUCCUUACUCGUCAUCGUCCACGUCACCGCCGUUACGUGCACAGUCGAGGAGCGCGGCCGCGACGCCUACGGAUAUGAAGCCUAAGCCUAGGACGGGGACGGGGAUGACGUAUAGGACGGCGAGCGCUUCGAAGAUGAGGGCGCCGAUGCAGUUGGCUUCGGCCGCUGCUGCUACGAGCGUUGGAAGGGCGCCAGGGACGAGGGCUAUUGCGUUGUGA